AUGUUCAACAACCUCAUGCCUAAACGCUUAACCUUCUUCUGGGCUUUCUUCGCCGGCACUAUCACCUUCGGUGAGAGCACUACUAAUCGCACACUUCUGAGGGUAUUCCAUCGUGGAGUCCCACUCGACAUUCGUCAUAUACCAAAAAUGAUGACACAGACUCUCGCGGCCUCUGAUGGAAUGAUGGAAUCUCUCAGUCAAGAUGACCAUGAUUGUGAACGAUGCUUCGCGCAAGAUGAUAUGGUCUAUGACUUGAAGGCGAUAGGCAUACAAAUUGUGGACUCCAAAUGCCCGGUUGGUCACAAACAAAUUUUGAACUACUUGAGGAAAGCUAAGAAUAUGCUGAGCAUCGACUUCGAUUGCGAGCCCGACUCGAGGGUCACACUGCAUCCGACCCUCGCGGCGGACAUGGCAACUUGCACUGGUGGCAAUUCUGUUCUCGGCACAAACGACCCCGGCUCAUCCUGUCAGCCUAACCUCGAGCUUAUCCAUUUAGGGGCUGCCUGGGAAGCGGCUCGCUCAGCCGGACGGAAGCUGAAGGAUGUCGUGUUGGCCAUCAGCGACACUGGUGUUGACAUGACUCAUCCUGACCUGGUUAAUCAAUUCUGGAGGAACCCAGCUGACAACUCCAUCGGUUACAACUUCAUAACCAACAGUAUUGAUGUGACUGAUAGACACAGCCACGGUACUCACUGUGCUGGCAACGCUGCCGCUCAGACUAAUAAUAACAUUGGCAUCGCAGGAGUGGCAAAUAUCGAUGGCUCAGUACCUAGU
Messenger RNA from Perkinsus marinus ATCC 50983, 774 nucleotides. Its product is annotated as subtilisin, putative. The record is from RefSeq and is a predicted model, not a curated record. Gene Ontology annotation, biological process: proteolysis. NCBI's taxonomy places the organism in Eukaryota, Perkinsozoa, Perkinsida, Perkinsidae. Gene Ontology annotation, molecular function: serine-type endopeptidase activity. The annotation marks the transcript as partial. The transcript has a single exon.